AUGAAGAUUCGGGUGAAGCAAUCGACGAUCGUGAAGCCAGCUGAGGAGACACCCACACACAGUCUAUGGCUUUCAAAUUUGGACCUGAUACAAGUGAGACUUCACAUGGGCAUUCUCUAUUUCUACAACCCUUGUUCCUCCUCCAAUCUUCCCACCACUCAAUCCCUUAUCGAUGCUCUCAGCAAGGUUCUUGUCCUCUUCUAUCCUGUUGCUGGAAGGCUCCAAAAGGAUACGAAUGGGAGGUUGGAGGUUCGAUGCAACGGAGAAGGAGUUUUGCUAGUGGAGGCUGAGACCGAUUCUACUCUACAAGACAUUGGCUUGCUUACUCAAAGUUUGGAUCUUUCUCAGCUUAUACCUACUCUUGACUACUCUGGAGACAUCUCCUCUUUACCUCUUCUUCUCCUUCAGGUUACAUAUUUCAAAUGUGGAUCUAUCUGUAUUGGGAAUUCAGUACACCAUACAUUUGGGGCAGCUGCUUCUCUUUCGUUUUUCAUGGAAGCAUGGUCUAGAGCUGCUCGGGGACUUCCAAUUAAUCUUACUCCGUUCUUCGACCGUACUGUUCUUCGUGCACAAAACCCUCCCUCUCCAGUCUUUCCUCACUCUGAAUACCAACCACCUCCCUUUCACAAUCCUCCCGUGAAGUCCCUCGUUUACAGGUCAAAUCUUGAUUCUGACUCUGCAGUUGUCAGUCUCAAGCUCACACGUCUCCAACUGAAAGCUCUUAGAGCCAAGGCAGAGAUUGCUGAUAGUAAAUUCAGCACAUAUGAACUCCUCGUGGCGCAUAUGUGGCGUUGUGCUUGCUUUGCUAAUGAAGAAUUAAGUGAAGAACACUCGACGAGGUUGCAUAUAAUAAUUGAAGGGAGGUCAAGACUAUCACCGAAGCUUCCACAAGGAUACAUUGGGAACACACUCUUCCACGCUCGGCCUAUAUCACUGCUGAGUGAUUUUCGCAGAAAGAGUUUGAGCACAACAGUGGAGAGAGUUCAUGGAGAAAUAAGGAAAAUGGACAACGAGUACUUGAGAUCAGCGGUUGAUUACUUAGAGAGGCUUCCUGAUCUCGAUCAGCUGGUUCCUGGUGAAGGUAAUCCGAUCUUCAGCUGCGCAGCAAACUUCUGCAUUGUUGGUCUACCCGUGCAGACCGUUUACGAAUUGGAUUUUGGAUGGGGAAGGCCUUUUUACAAGAGAGCUUCACAUUUCAAUGAAGGUAAGGGCUUUGUAGGUAGGAGCUUAGACGAAGAAGGGAGCUUUGAGGUGUCCAUGUGCUUAAAGAAGACUCAGCUUGGUAAGUUUCGGAAGCUCUUCUAUGAGUUUCUCAAUGUAUCCGCACUGUGA
Microthlaspi erraticum is the source of this 1332-nucleotide messenger RNA. Lineage: Eukaryota; Viridiplantae; Streptophyta; Magnoliopsida; Brassicales; Brassicaceae. The record is from the annotation of a GenBank genome assembly.